CGCUUACCGAGGGUCGCCGCCAUGGCAACGUCGCUCCUCACCACUUCCGGGGACGAAGGGGCGGAGACCUGUAAUCCGGAAGUGGCGCCAAAGCCUCUUCCGGUUCACUCACGUUGCUGCUUUCCUCGCGUCACCGCCGGAAUGAAGCCGAUCCUGCUGCAGGGCCAUGAGCGGUCCAUUACGCAGAUUAAGUACAACCGCGAGGGAGAUCUCCUCUUCACGGUGGCCAAGGACCCUAUUGUCAAUGUGUGGUACUCUGUGAAUGGUGAGAGGCUGGGCACCUACAUGGGCCAUACCGGAGCUGUGUGGUGUGUGGACGCUGACUGGGACACCAAACAUGUCCUCACCGGUUCAGCUGACAACAGCUGUCGUCUCUGGGACUGUGAAACAGGGAAGCAGCUGGCCCUACUCAAGACCAAUUCAGCAGUCCGGACCUGUGGCUUUGACUUUGGGGGCAACAUCAUCAUGUUCUCCACGGACAAGCAGAUGGGCUACCAGUGCUUCGUGAGCUUCUUCGACCUGCGGGAUCCGAGCCAGAUCGACAACAAUGAGCCCUACAUGAAGAUCCCUUGCAACGACUCCAAGAUCACCAGUGCUGUUUGGGGACCGCUGGGAGAGUGCAUCAUCACAGGCCACGAGGGCGGAGAGCUCAACCAGUAUAGCGCCAAGUCCGGGGAGGUGCUGGUGAAUGUUAAGGAGCACUCCCGGCAGAUCAAUGACACCCAGCUGUCCAGGGACAUGACCAUGUUUGUCACCGCAUCCAAGGACAACACAGCCAAGCUCUUUGACUCCACAACCCUUGAACACCAGAAGACUUUCCGGACAGAACGUCCCGUCAACUCAGCUGCCCUCUCUCCCAACUAUGACCAUGUGGUGCUGGGCGGUGGUCAGGAAGCCAUGGAUGUAACCACCACCUCCACCAGGAUUGGCAAGUUUGAGGCCAGGUUCUUCCACUUGGCCUUUGAAGAAGAGUUUGGAAGAGUCAAGGGUCACUUUGGACCUAUCAACAGCGUUGCCUUCCAUCCUGAUGGCAAGAGCUACAGCAGCGGUGGCGAGGACGGUUAUGUCCGCAUCCACUACUUCGACCCGCAGUACUUUGAAUUCGAGUUUGAGGCUUAAGAAGCUGGAUCUCUGGGAAUUCUCUGGUGGUCUGGUAAUUAGGACUCCGGGCUUCUACUGCAGGGGGCACGGAUUCGAUCCCUGGUCUGGGAACUAAGGUCCUGCAAGCUGCAUGGCGUGGUCACCCAUACACACACACAAAAAGAAGCUGGAUGUCCAUCUGGGCCAGGAUCACAGAAGGUUUUGGACUCUGAGAAAUAAAUUAGUUUGGAAAUAAA
This is a messenger RNA of Hippopotamus amphibius kiboko, 1337 nucleotides long. RefSeq names its product eukaryotic translation initiation factor 3 subunit I (gene EIF3I). The coding region runs from base 22 to 1119 and encodes 365 amino acids. Gene Ontology annotation, biological process: cytoplasmic translational initiation. Gene Ontology annotation, molecular function: protein binding; translation initiation factor activity; RNA binding. NCBI's taxonomy places the organism in Eukaryota, Metazoa, Chordata, Mammalia, Artiodactyla, Hippopotamidae. Gene Ontology annotation, cellular component: eukaryotic translation initiation factor 3 complex, eIF3m; cytoplasm. The record is from RefSeq and is a predicted model, not a curated record. The transcript is spliced from 11 exons.